CGGCGGCGGAGGAAGCGGCGGCACUAGCCGCCGAGCGAGAAGGAGGAGCCACGGCCGCUACAGCUGCGGCACGGCAGGCAGAAGUGAGGAGCUGCCGUUGCUGCUCUGCGCUGCCCUUCGGAGAACGAUGCAUGGGACGGUGCAAUGAGACGGGAGCGCCGAGCUCCUGCCCGCCAGGAAAUAUGACUCCUUGCUAAACAACAAAAAUCAUACAGAACAAGUAAAACCUCUACAAGCAAGUUCUCCCACUGGGGAGAGAGCCAAACCUCAUUGCUUUAUCAUGGGCACCACUAAUGAAGAGACAGUCUCAAUGGAGCAGAACUUGAACCCUCUGUGCUUUGAAUGUGGCCAGCAGCAUUGGACAAGGGAGAAUCACUUGUACAAUUACCAGAAUGACGUGGACGAUGAUUUGGUCUGCCAUAUUUGCCUUCAGCCCUUGCUACAGCCAUUAGACACCCCUUGUGGUCACACAUUCUGCUAUAAGUGCCUACGAAACUUUCUGCAGGAGAAGGAUUUCUGCCCUUUGGAUCGCAAAAGGCUCCAUUUUAAGUUGUGCAAAAAAUCCAGCAUCCUUGUUCACAAACUGCUCGACAAGCUCUUGGUAUCUUGUCCCUUUUCCUCAGUAUGUGAGGAGGUGAUGCAGCGAUGUGACCUGGAAGCCCACCUUAAAAACAGGUGUCCUGGGGCUUCCCACCGAAGAGCUGCCUUGGAGAGAAGAAAAAACAACAAAUUGCAGACAGACACUGAGAGCGAGAAUGAGAACAGCAUGCUAGAUCACCCAGGGUCCCAGUCUCCCAGUGCAGAGCAUGCUGGGACAGGAACAGCACCAGUGGAGCUGAACAUUACAUCAACAACUGUUCCAGUGUGGGCAGAUGAAUCUGGCCUUGACAACCCCGCCUUUGAGGAGAACACAGGAGCUGACACAACUCAUCAGCUAUCAAGUCUGCCAGAAGGCGAGAUCACAGCCAUUGAAAUCCAUCGGUCCAAUCCUUAUAUUGAGCUUGGAAUUAGCAUAGUGGGUGGCAAUGAAACACCUUUGAUCAACAUUGUCAUUCAAGAGGUUUAUCGAGAUGGGAUUAUUGCCAGAGACGGAAGGCUCCUUGCUGGAGAUCAAAUAUUGCAAGUCAAUAACGUCGACAUCAGCAAUGUAUCCCACAACUAUGCCCGGGCCAUCCUUUCCCAGCCUUGCACAGUGUUACAUCUCACUGUACUCCGAGAGAGACGGUUUGGAAGCCGAACCCACAACCAUAGUGGUAGCCCUCCACCUCGAGAAGAUAGUUUCCAUGUGACUCUGCACAAACGUGACUCCAAUGAACAGCUUGGCAUUAAGCUGGUGCGCAGAACAGAUGAGCCAGGGGUAUUUAUCCUUGACCUUUUGGAAGGGGGUUUGGCUGCUCAAGAUGGUCGACUAUGUAGCAAUGACAAGGUGUUGGCAAUUAAUGGACAUGACUUGAAGCAUGGAACACCUGAAUUGGCUGCUCAGAUUAUCCAGGCCAGUGGAGAAAGGGUGAGUCUAACCAUUUCCCGGCCAGCCAAGUCACAGGUUGUGAGCAUUCUCAGAGACGGAGGAACUCAUCCCCUCGGCCAGCACCAAUCUCAUCAACUGUAUCACAGCAACCGGCCCAGCCCACAUAAGGACCUUUCCCAGUGUGUCACGUGCCAGGAGAAGCACAUCACUGUGAAGAAAGAGCCCCAUGAAUCCCUGGGCAUGACUGUAGCAGGAGGCCGAGGCAGCAAGAGCGGAGAACUGCCAAUAUUUGUGACGAGUGUGCAACCUCAUGGCUGCCUGGCAAGGGACGGCAGGAUCAAAAGAGGCGAUGUGCUGAUGAAUAUUAACGGCAUUGAUCUGACGAACCUGAGUCACAGUGAGGCAGUGGCCAUGCUCAAAGCCAGCGCAGCCUCCUCGGUCGUUGCCCUGAAAGCUUUGGAGGUCCAGAUAGCAGAGGAGCAGCCCCAAGCGAACGAUGAGCAGCCAAACACCAUCAGUGAGAAUGAGUAUGAUGCAAGCUGGUCUCCAUCUUGGGUUAUGUGGCUGGGACUGCCCAGCUUCCUGCGCAGUUGCCAUGAUGUAGUGCUACGGAGGAGUAAUUUAGCAAGCUGGGGCUUUAGCAUUGUUGGUGGCUAUGAGGAAAAUCACACAAACCAGCCUUUCUUCAUAAAAACGAUUGUUCUGGGAACACCAGCCUAUUUCGAUGGAAGACUCAAAUGCGGUGACAUGAUUGUUGCCGUCAACGGACUUUCAACCGUGGGCAUGAGCCAUUCAGCGCUGGUUCCAAUGUUGAAGGAACAAAGAAACAAAGUGACAUUGACAGUUAUCUGCUGGCCAGGAAGCCUUGUAUAGAGGGAAGAACAAAAACAAAAAACACCACUUUGGUUAAAGCAGCUUAUUUUUUCUAAAUGGCUAGUUCAAUGUCUUCAAGCAAGCUGUGUUUUCUUUUUCCUUUCCCUUGCCCCUCUUUUCUACUACUGAUGUAGCUGGUAACAAGCUGGGCCAAAAAUGCUACCUUCAAACCUGGGGAGUUGGGGGGAUAGAGGGUUCUCAACCUCGCUGUUCAUACCUUUCCAUCUAGAAUAGCCAUUUCUGUCACACCCGCUCUGUUUCUACUCUCCAUUGACACGUGAACAUCCGUUCGGACGCACUUUAGGCGCUUGGGGUCUUACAGAUGCCGACUUUCCCCAGUCAAUCAUAGUGCCGACUUGCACAUAGCCAGCGUGCAACUUGUGCUGUUCUUGGGUGGCAACUGUCUUCCAAGGACUGCUCGAAGGAUCCGUGAGGCAUAGGAUCCUUUGAGGCAUAGGAUCCUUUGAGCGUUGCUUGCAAGUUUUCAGACCGCAUCGCAGCAUCUGGAAGCCCCACUCCUUGUUGUUAAAGUGUGCUUCUGAUUGUUACCAUUUAACCAGAGUGCUCCUACCAGUUGCUCCAGUGCCCCGCAGUCUCUGGCAGAGGGGUGGGCAAUUUCUUAGGUUAUUGCUGCCACACAGAAGCUGCAGGAAACAGUUGCAUGUGGCACCUGCUCCACAUCUUAGCUAUCACAGACAUGGGGAGCACAUGAUGGGGAUAAUUCCUUUGUCCAGAAAAUCUCUAUGCUAGUGUCAGCUGUCUCUGCCCAGAAAUGCAGUGUGGAGUCAGAAAUCUUUCACACAAGCUGGUGGCAAACAUUUGGGUGAACCUUGUCAUGCAUUAUGGCCACUGUGCCGCAAAAGCAAGCAGAUUCCACAUUAUGUUUGUAGUGUGUCCGUUUGCUCCUAGUUACAUGUAAUCAGCAGCCCCACAUUUUGCCAAACACGGCAGUAGCUUGCAAGAGCGCCUCCCAUGCUGUGCAGCUGCCGCAUAAAUGGCAGGCUGCAGGCUUUGGCCACAUAGCAUUGCAACAUCAGGCACAGAGCAGUGUGUAGCCAUCCUGUGUCAUGGGUGGUUUCUCCAUCAGAUACAUAACAAUGCACAUUCUACAUGCAUAAACUGCACUGUGCUAUGGACAAGGUUGUGUAUUAUCUGUGAUAGCAAAAUGGAAAUCCUGUAACCUGAAUAAAUUAUGAAAACUUGCAA
Molecule: messenger RNA, 3547 nt
Organism: Varanus komodoensis (Komodo dragon)
Lineage: Eukaryota; Metazoa; Chordata; Lepidosauria; Squamata; Varanidae
Gene: LNX2
Product: ligand of numb-protein X 2
Exons: 10
Coding region: 281-2341 (686 amino acids)
Molecular function (GO): protein binding; ubiquitin-protein transferase activity
Source: RefSeq, a predicted model, not a curated record